Messenger RNA from Pezoporus occidentalis (night parrot), 3397 nucleotides. It is a transcript of the gene HNF4A, whose product is annotated as hepatocyte nuclear factor 4 alpha. Gene Ontology annotation, molecular function: RNA polymerase II cis-regulatory region sequence-specific DNA binding; zinc ion binding; nuclear receptor activity. Bases 144 to 1547 code for a protein of 467 amino acids. The transcript has 10 exons. Gene Ontology annotation, biological process: positive regulation of transcription by RNA polymerase II; cell differentiation; anatomical structure development. Lineage: Eukaryota; Metazoa; Chordata; Aves; Psittaciformes; Psittacidae. The record is from RefSeq and is a predicted model, not a curated record.
AUAGGCCUUGAGGCUGAGCAAAUCCUUUCAGAGAAAUACCUGAAAUAAAAGACAACAGAUAGGGACGCAGCGAAGGCAGAGGGAGGCAGAAGGGCCAAUAGCCUCGGACAAGGGAAUCGGUACAAUCUGGCCGGUGUUUGCUGAUGAUAAUGCGCCUUUCCAAAGCCCUAAUAGACAUGGAGAUGGCAGAUUAUAGCGCGGCACUAGACCCGGCGUAUACCACCCUGGAGUUUGAGAACAUGCAGGUGCUGGCUAUGGGCAAUGCAGACACGUCUCCAUCAGAAGCAGCCAACCUCAACACUUCCAACAGCAUUGGGGUGAGCGCACUGUGUGCCAUCUGUGGGGACCGCGCCACGGGGAAGCAUUAUGGGGCUUCCAGCUGCGAUGGCUGCAAGGGCUUCUUCAGGAGGAGUGUCCGGAAGAACCACAUGUAUUCCUGCAGGUUUAACAGGCAGUGUGUGGUAGACAAAGACAAAAGGAACCAGUGCCGAUACUGCAGGCUAAAGAAGUGCUUCCGAGCAGGAAUGAAGAAGGAAGCUGUACAAAAUGAACGGGACCGAAUCAGCACCCGCAGAUCAAGUUAUGAAGACAGCAGCUUGCCCUCCAUCAAUGUCUUACUGCAGGCAGAAGUCCUGGCACAACAGAUAUCAUCCCCGGUUCCUGUGCUCAAUGGAGACAUCCGAGGGAAGAAGAUUGCCAACAUCUCCGAUGUGUGUGAGUCCAUGAAGCAGCAGCUGCUGGUGCUGGUGGAAUGGGCCAAGUACAUCCCUGCCUUCUGUGAGCUGCCCUUGGAUGACCAGGCAACGCUGCUGCGAGCGCAUGCAGGCGAACAUCUGCUACUGGGAGCUGCCAAGAGGUCCAUGAUGUUCAAGGAUGUCUUGCUGCUAGGGAAUGACCACAUCAUCCCCCGGAACUGCCCUGAGCUGGUGGAGGUGAACCGUGUGGCCAUCCGCAUCCUGGACGAGCUGGUCCUCCCCUUCCAGGAGCUGCAGAUAGACAACAAUGAAUAUGCCUGCUUGAAAGCCAUCAUCUUCUUCGACCCAGAUGCCAAAGGACUGAGCGACCCCUCCAAGAUCAAGCGGAUGAGGUAUCAGGUACAGGUCAGCCUGGAGGACUACAUCAAUGACCGGCAGUAUGACUCACGGGGCCGCUUCGGGGAGCUGCUGCUGCUGCUGCCAGUGCUGCAGAGCAUCACCUGGCAGAUGAUAGAGCAGAUCCAGUUCGUCAAGCUCUUUGGCAUGGCUAAGAUUGACAACCUGCUGCAAGAGAUGCUGCUGGGAGGCUCAUCAAGUGAAACGCCGCAUGCUCACCACCCCCUGCACCCUCAUCUGAUCCAGGAGAACCUGGGAACAAACGUCAUUGUGGCCAACACAAUGCCUCCUCAGAUGCACAACGGGCAGAUGUCUACUCCAGAAACUCCACAGCCAUCCCCACCUGCAGGCUCAGGGCCAGAGCAAUACAAGCUGCUGCCUGGAGCCAUUGCAACCGUGGCCAAACAGCCCACCUCCAUCCCACAACCUGCCAUCACGAAACAGGAGGUCAUCUAGCAACCUGCACACCAGCUGGCCUCAUUCAGAAGACCGUGUGGGAUAAAAGCCCAAACUGCCUCUGUCACUGUGAAAAGAGAACCCAUCCAGAGUUCCCUGGGCGCAAACACGCGGACUUGCUUCUUGGACUGGUCCACCACCACCAAAAGCUGUCUUCCUGCAGCUACAGACAGCACGUGCCAUGGGCAGCCCUGAGCCCCAGAACUAAGGCUGAAGCCUUAUUGAAACCCUCAGUCCUUGUGAGAAGGGCCAGAUUUCUGCCUCCCUCUGUGGGGAGGUUGCAGUGACUGGGGGCUGCUCCCCCAUUGCCACCUCUCAGCAUUGGUUCAGCACACAUCAGACCCAGCAAACAAGCAAUUCUCUGUGCUGUGUGAAUGGAGGGCUUCACUCCCACAGCCAUGCCAGCUCCCCAGACAGCCCCCAGCCCAGCCAAACUUGAUGGAGAUGGCAGCUCCCCCAGGAGCAUUGCAUCAAGUGAACCACAUGGGUUUUGCCCAGGCAGCACUGCCAGAACCGCUCCUCAGCCUUGGCUAGUCCCAGGUCUUUGCAGUGCCACCCUACAAUGCACUAAUCCCCCCAAACCAGCCAGGUCUAACACAUCUUUCCAGCUGAUACUGGGGCAAAGUCUGGCCUAUGAGGAUUUUCCACUCUUUGGAUCCUUCUGUCUUUUGCAGUGUUUUGUUAUUUCCGUGCCAUGAUCACCCCCCAGCCACAAGGCUCAGAGAGGCAACCACUGCCAAACCCUUCCCCUACCCCUACCCUACUUACCGCCUCCUCGCUACCUGAACUGGGAAGCUGGGGGAUCAAGGGGUUCAGGAGAUUUCAGCUAAUGGGAUGGGGUCACCCCCGUACAGGCUGGCAGUGGGCAGCAGUGCCCAAAAUAUCACUGGCCCCACUACUGCUUUUCAGCAGUCACAAAACCACUGGAUGCUUACUUGGAAGGAAGCAGGAGGAAGGAUGUACAAAGGGGAGAUGCCUGUGAGGGUGAGAAGAGCCUGAGCCACACAAGCUGGACCAACAUCUUGGGCUGCCCAAGUGCUGGGAGCAUCGUGACUAGGAUCUCAAUUCAGACCCAGCUUUAAUGCUACUAUAUGCCAUAUAAUCUAUUUUUUCCAAUCCAGUGCCACUCCUUCAGCUUAGAGCAAGUGGCUGAUAACAGAUUUAUAGUUCUUUAUAACAUGAUAAGAACUCAUUAUGGCUCCUUCAGACCUUAGAGGGUUUGAGGGCAGCAAUCUCAAAACCACAAUGCUUCAAGUCCUGCAGAGAAUGACACAGGACAAGGAAAUACCCUGUGUCCUCCAAGCCCCUUGGGUCUGCCCCAGCCUUGGCUCUGCACCCACCUGCCACAGUCCCUACUUCUCUGUGCCUGCCUGUGCCUAAACCCCACAGAUCUGAUCUCUGGUUUACAGCUGGAUGCAGGGAAGGAGCCCUCCCAUGCCCAGCACUUGCCUCCCUGGCUGCCAGCAAGCUGGAGCUCACAGAGCCCUGCAGGGCUUCAGCCCUGAGUCACUUCUGGCAGCACAAGGCAAUAGCAGCUCUCACCAGCCAUGGACUAUGUGUGUGUGGUGCUGGCCUUGGGGAAGUUGGAGCUGGGGGAACCAUGGCUGUGGAGAGGUCCCUGGCAGGGAGGAAUCUGAGCCAGCCCGGCCAGGGGAGCUGCACAUCUGCCCCUUGAUUUCCAAUGCAAAAAUGAAACACCUCUGCCUGCGCUGACGGGGUCACAAGUAUUGUACUGUCUCUCAGUGGUGGCAUCAGACCGAGUAAUUUAUUGCAAUGAUGAAUCCAAUCAUUUUCUGUAAAUUAUUCUGUAAAUCACAUUGAUUAUUUAUAAUUGGGAGAUUAAAUGCAAA